AUGUGCUUACCUGACAUUGGUGGAGGGCAGGAUUCUCUAAUGUGGACUGGUGAUAUGCAAGGUAAAUUUACCACAUCUUCAGCUGUUGCUUUGUUAAGACAUAAAGAACCAUGUUUAAACUGCUCUAACUACAUAUGGAAUACGUUUUUGUAUCCAAGUACAGCAAGUAAUGUCUGGAAAGUUGUUCAAGGCAUUUAUGUUGAUGAUCCUGUAAUGGUUGGAAAUGGGUAUGAAUUAGCCUCCAGAUGCUGCAUUUGUGAGAACAGCCUGGACAAUAUGAGCUACAUUCUUUGGGACUGUAUCUUCAAUACAAAAAUAUGGAGUUGGUUGUGUUCCGUGUUUGAAUUUAGUACACCAAAAUAUUUUGAAGAAAUAUGGAACAAUGCAAAACAUAAAAUUCCAUUGGUUAAAGAAGAUUGGAUCACAUCUGCUUGUUCAGUCAUCAAAGAUCUUUGGUUUCAAAAUAACAGAAGAAUAUUUGAAAAUAUCAAGCCAAAUGAGCAACAUUUCAAGAACAGAAUCAAAAAGCUGGUUUUUGAAGGUGGAUUAAGAAUGGAAGGUAAUAAGUGGAAUCAAAAUUAUGAUCACAAGGUGAUAUCAUUCUUUAAUCUGGGUUCUGGACCUAGUAAGUUUCAAUGUGUUAAAGAUUGUUAUUGGUUCCCUCAUUCAAUUAGUUAUACAAUGUUUUGCUGUGAUGGAUCCUCCUUUGGUAACCCAGGUACAACUGGUUAUGGAGUUGUAAUUAGAGACCAUUUAAGUCAGGUAAUUGGUGUAUUAUCAGGAGGCAUAGGUAUUGCAACCAAUUACAUAGCAAAAAAUUAUCCAAUAUUGGGUGUUGUUGAAUUGGCAGGAGAAUGA
Molecule: messenger RNA, 858 nt
Organism: Papaver somniferum (opium poppy)
Lineage: Eukaryota; Viridiplantae; Streptophyta; Magnoliopsida; Ranunculales; Papaveraceae
Exons: 1
Coding region: 1-858 (285 amino acids)
Molecular function (GO): nucleic acid binding
Source: RefSeq, a predicted model, not a curated record